Molecule: messenger RNA, 4872 nt
Organism: Astyanax mexicanus (Mexican tetra)
Lineage: Eukaryota; Metazoa; Chordata; Actinopteri; Characiformes; Acestrorhamphidae
Gene: colec12
Product: collectin sub-family member 12
Exons: 23
Coding region: 657-4436 (1259 amino acids)
Biological process (GO): protein transport to vacuole involved in ubiquitin-dependent protein catabolic process via the multivesicular body sorting pathway
Cellular component (GO): ESCRT-0 complex
Molecular function (GO): phosphatidylinositol binding; ubiquitin binding
Source: RefSeq, a predicted model, not a curated record
UCUCUCUCUCUCAGUCACUCGGCGCUUUCACCUGGUUCUCCUUUAAGAACCAAGGAGCGGAGAGUUUCCUCAAAUGUAAAAAACAAGUGGUGAAGCAGAGAGAGAAAGAGAGAGACACCCUGCGGACUCUGCACUUCCUCCUGCCUGUUUUCCUGUGGAGCUCUGGUCUGGAGCCAGCGGAGGAGCCUGUCCAUCCUCCCCAGCCCUCUUACUCACCUCAGCUCAGCUCCUUCACCUCAGCCAGAGGAGCAGAGAAGGACCUCCACACUCCAGCAGCUAAACCUCUUAAACUCUGCGGGUUUAAUCCUAAAGUUUCUACAUUCCUCACACAUUCUUUCUGUUUUUGUUUUGUUGUUGUUUUUACCGGUUGGGCACCAAGAAACAUCCCCCUCCCACACACACACUCCUGUCUCAGGUGGACCUCCGAGAACCUUCUAGAACUGAGACUCUUUAACACACGAGAAAAAGAAGUGAAAGAAGGAGAGAAGUUGCCACAACUUUUUUAAACUGUAUUUUUUUGUUGGUUAGUUUGCUGUUUGUUGUUUUCUGCGCUCGAGCGCAGUCCGCGAGCCGCCGCGCUGCUGUUGCCAUGCAGUUGAUGUAAGCAAGUGGCGCCAAACUCGACUAGCAGCGCUGCAGUUUCACCAGCUACCAGGAUGAAGGACGACUUCAACGAUGAGGAGGAAGUGCAGUCCUUUGGCUACAAGAGGUUUGGUAUCCAAGAGGGGAAUGAAUGCACUAAGUGUAAGAACGACUGGGCAUUGAGGGCGGCCAUCGCUCUCCUGUACGUCCUGUGUGCUUUGCUUACUAUAGCCGUGGCUGUCUUAGGAUACAAAGUGGUCCAGAAGAUGGAUAAUGUGACAGAGGGGAUGGAGAACUACGGGGGUAAAAUCAUGGCUGUAGAAACAGACUUAAAAAAGCUUGAUGACCAGACAGGAGAGAAGUCAGAGAAUGCAACAAGUGAAAUCCUGUCCUUCAAGACAGAAAUUCAGACAUUACAGAACCAGCUAAACAACAUCGCUCUGACAGCGUCCAGCAACAGGGCAGCUCUGGACGACCUACGGCUUGUAGGAGAGGACAUGCAGAGCGGCCAUGUUUCCCUGAGGGACCUUCUGGAGAGCAACGCCAACACCAUCCGCAAUGUCAACCGCACCCUCAACGCAUACAGCAACCUGAUUGGCGGGCUGAAGACGGACACGGAGCGUCUUCAAUCAGAACUUCAAACGCAGACGAGGGAGCAGAGCCGCUCUGCCCACAGCCUCAAUUCCCUCAAUUUCACUCAGAGCCAGCAGAGGAACGUCAUUGGCUCCCUCCAGAGGUCAGUAGAGGAUGCCAGCCAGGCAGUUCAAAAGCUGAAGAACGACUACCAGAGCCUGCAGCAAAUGGCCAGGCAGACCAAGGCGGAUGCCGACUGGCUCAGGGAGAAGGUGCAGAAUCUCCAGGCUGUGGCAGCCAACAACUCCGCCUUGACCCGUUCCAACAGCGAUGCUAUCGAAGACGUGACCUCUCAGCUCAGUUCACUGUCCGAACAGGUCCAGAACGCCUCAACUAUCACUGACAGUCACGACCAGAGCCUGCGUGAGCUCAUGGACCAGCAGAGAGACCACGACAACUCCACCACCAGCAAGUUUGACACGAUGGAGGCCCGUCUGGACCAAAACGAGGAACACAUGGACCGCAUCACAGGCAAUGUCAGCUUCGCCACGCAGCUCCUGGGAGCAAUCAGUAGCGACCUGAACGGCCUCCGCGGCUGUGCUGAGACGGUCACCAGGCACACGGACCUUCUGCUGUCCCUCAACACCAGCGUUCUGGAGGCCAAGGCUGAUAACAGCGAGCUUAAAGCCCAGCAGGAUGAGCUUGCUGCCAGGCUUGAUAAGGAAGUGACCAGCCUGUCCAUUGUGAUGGAGGAGAUGAAACUGGUGGAUAGCAAACACUCGCAGCUCAUCACUAACUUCACAAUCCUUCAAGGCCCACCAGGUCCCAGAGGUCCAAGGGGAGACAGGGGAGCCACGGGUCCUGCAGGAAAAGCAGGUGAGAAAGGAGAAUCUGGAGAAAGAGGUCCACCAGGAGUGCCAGGACCAAAAGGAGACAAAGGACUGCAUGGAAUUCCAGGAGUCCCCGGCUCCAAAGGUCCACCUGGACCAAGAGGAAAUCCUGGGUCAAAGGGCUCCAGAGGAUCAGGAGGAAGGGCUGGGCCUCCAGGGGAGAGGGGUGACCCUGGUUUACCUGGGCUGGCUGGCAGAGAUGGUCAGCCAGGCCCUCAGGGGCCACAGGGGCCACAAGGACUCAGAGGGCUGGCAGGACCUCCAGGUCCACAGGGACCUCCAGGCCCUGCGGGCCCCAUUGGUCCGCCUGGGCCACCUGGACCAUCUGGACCACUGACUGGACCUCCGCCCGGACCUCCACCCGAAGUUAUUAAACCUGUGCCUCCUGUAGUACCACAAGGCUCAGUGUCCCGCCAAGUACAAGAGCCUGAAACCCCUAGUACCACACCAGGAUGUCCCUCUCAAUGGAAGAGCUACAGAGACAAAUGCUACUACCUUUCUGCUCCCUCAGAGAGACUAAAUUUCGAAGAAACAAAAGAAACUUGCAAAAAUAAGACCUCUUCUAUGCUCAUUAUCAAUGAUGAGGAUGAACAGCAAUGGGUACGGAAACAAAUUGCAGGAAAGGGUUACUUCUGGCUGGGACUUACAGAUAUCGCAGAGGAGAAUAUCUGGAGAUGGGUCGACGGGACCCUUACCACUUUUACGAAGUGGAAACCAGGCCAGCCUGAUAACUGGAGCCAUGGUCAUGAAGAGGGCGAGGACUGCGCAGGGCUGAUCCAUGAGACUUAUCUCUCUCUCUACCUGCUGAUCUCCUUCAUUUACAUCCUCCCGGCAAUGCCUCUAUUCACGUCCAAUCCUUUUGAUCAAGAUGUGGAGAAAGCGACCAGUGAGAUGAACACAGCUGAGGACUGGGGCCUUAUACUGGACAUAUGCGAUAAGAUAGGACAGUCACGGACUGGGCCAAAAGAAUGCCUUCGUUCCAUAAUGAGGAGAGUCAACCACAAAGAUCCCCAUGUAGCCAUGCAAGCACUGACAUUAUUAGGUGCUUGUGUGUCAAACUGUGGAAAAAUCUUCCAUUUGGAAGUGUGCUCCAGAGAGUUUGCAAGUGAAGUCAGCAAUGUCUUAAAUAAGGGUCACCCGAAGGUGUGCGAGAAGCUGAAGGCUCUUAUGGUGGAGUGGGCCGAGGACUUCCGGAACGACCCGCAGCUCAGCCUCAUCUCUGCUAUGAUCAAGAACCUGAGAGAACAGGGCGUCACCUUCCCAGCUGUUGGAUCGCAGGCAGCAGAACAGGCUAAAGCUAGCCCGGCAUUAGUGGCUAAAGACCCAGCAACAUCCACAAACAAGAAAGAGGAAGAAGAUCUGGCCAAAGCGAUCGAACUGUCUUUGAAGGAGCAGCGGGUGCAGCCCCAGACCUCCCUCUCGGGACUGUACCCCAGCGCUAACAGUCUCUUGACUUCACACAAGCCUGAGGGCAGGAAAGUCCGGGCCAUCUACGACUUUGAGGCAGCAGAGGACAACGAGCUCACUUUUAAAUCUGGAGAAAUCAUCACCAUCCUGGAUGACAGUGACCCAAACUGGUGGAAGGGUGAGACCUAUCAGGGCGUGGGCCUCUUUCCAUCCAACUUUGUGACCGCAGACUUAACAGCAGAGCCAGAGAUGAUGAAAACGGAGAAGAAGACGGUGCAGUUCAGUGAGGAAAUCAAGGUGGAAACUAUCGAACCAGAGCCUGAGCCAGUCUACAUAGAUGAGGAAAAAAUGGACCAGCUGCUACAGAUGAUCCAGAGUGCAGACCCAACAGACAACCAGUCAGAUAGCUGUGAGCUGCUCCAGCUGGAAGGUGCCUGUAACCAAAUGGGCCCACUCAUUGAUCAAAAGCUGGAAGACAUUGACAGAAAGCACUCGGAACUGUCAGAGCUCAACGUGAAGGUUAUGGAGGCUCUCUCGUUGUACGCCAAGCUGAUGAACGAAGAUCCUGUGUAUGCCAUGUACGCCAAGAUGCAGAGCCAGCAGUACUAUAUGCAGCAGCCCAACGCCUCCCAGCAGGUGUAUCCCGGCCAGGUGGCAUCAGGGCAGUAUGCGAUGCCUGGCACAGGUGUGCCGGGUUACAGCGUACCCGUGGAGCAGCUUCCUUCCAUGAACCAGGUGCCGACUGCCAUGUCCGGCCAGCCAGCCCCAAGUGAUGUUCACAUGUACAUGGGCCAGCCUCCAGUGUACAGCGCGGCUGCUCCGGGCAGCAUGCCUCCUGCAGCAGAUGUGCAGGCUUACCAGAACGCAGCAAGCGGGCCAGCAGGCAUGGCCCAAACUCCCAGCUACACUGUUCCUGCCACCCAUAACUUAACCAACCCUACAGACACCCAACAGAGCCCUUAUCCGGAGAAAGCCCUGUUAUAGGACCCUAUAGAGACUGCUCUCCUAUCUCCCCUCUCUCUCUCUUUCUCUCUCAUUGUCUCACACACACACUACGAACAAAGAGGCCGUUCAUGCAAGUUUGACACUAAAACCAAUAUGACUAAAGGUCACAGGUACUUAGAACCUAAACAUUCAGAACUAUCUCUUUGGUUGCUUUUUUAUUUUCUCAGUAAUGCAUCCAGACACUAAAAAGAAGUAUCCGCAGAAACACUGAAACUUACCAUGUGUAAAAAGAUGCCAGAUAUUGACUACUGACUGACAUACGUUGUGCAAUUCUGUAAGUAACGCUGAUUGAUCAGCACCUGUUUAUUGCUUUUUUCCCUCCACAUUUUCUUCUUUUAAGGAAAAAAAAAACAUUGCAUCAGAUGUAGAAAAGUCUUAAAGGAAUACUUCCCCAUUUAAAAAGAGAAAAACCUAA